This is a messenger RNA of Physella acuta, 1746 nucleotides long. RefSeq names its product emopamil-binding protein-like. Gene Ontology annotation, biological process: sterol metabolic process. NCBI's taxonomy places the organism in Eukaryota, Metazoa, Mollusca, Gastropoda, Physidae. Gene Ontology annotation, cellular component: membrane; endoplasmic reticulum. The record is from RefSeq and is a predicted model, not a curated record. Gene Ontology annotation, molecular function: cholestenol delta-isomerase activity.
AUAAUCUAACAGUAGAGUCUAGUUUUGACUAACUUUAGAAGGAAGAUGUCUUUUGUGGUCGACGCGGUCAUGGUAGUUUCUCUACUAGUAACAGCAUUAUUUGCUGGAGGAGCACUGCUUGCAGGUCAUUUUUUACUGGGGAAAAAUCAGCCGAAAGUAGAGCGAUGGGUUCUUUCUUGGCUUGUAUUUGACGCCCUUAUUCAUUUCUUGUUGGAAGGACCAUUUGUUGUUCUUUCCCUUACUGGCACAGUGAACUCAUCAGAUCAUAUUUUGGCUGAGUUAUGGAAGGAGUAUGGAAAAGCUGACUCAAGAUGGCUAGUGUCAGACCCUACGGUUGUUUCCUUAGAGAUCUUGACUGUUGUUGUUGAUGGACUGCUGUGUCUUGUGGUUAUACAGGGCAUUCUAUCAAGAGCUUUUUAUCGCCACUACGCACAGCUAGUGCUAUGUGUCUGUGAAUUAUAUGGAGGCUGGAUGACCUUCUGUCCAGAGUGGCUGACAGGCAGCAAGAGCCUGGACACCAGCAACUGGAUGUUUCUGUGGGUGUACCUGGUGUUCUUCAAUGGGCUGUGGGUGGUGGUGCCUCUCCUGCUCAUGUACCAGACAUGGGAGGCAAUGAAGGCGCUCCCUCAGAAGCUUGUCUCAGCCAAGAGCUCUGGCAAAAAUGUGCCAGCCACACAGAAGAGUCCACCUUCUGCCCCCAAGACUGCAUCAACACCCAAGUCACAAAAGAAAGAAAAGUCUGGCUACAACACCAGAGCUAGAAAAGAAAAAUAAUGAAAUUAUUGUUUCUUUGGGAAGUUAUAAAAACCUUAGUUUAUGGAAGCUGCAAUAAAGAUAAAUUGGUAAUGAAUUAAUGAGAUAUGUUCUAUACUUUUUACUAGUUGAUUACUAUAAGGCUUUUAAAAUACUGUUUUUAAAGAAUUGCAGUUUUUUAUGAUAUACUUAGUGCUUAUUGCACACAUUUUUAGGAAGUUACUGAAUGUUUAUUUUGCUAUUUUAUUUUAUUAAGAUUUGUGUAUAAUGUAAAGUAAUAGAUGUGCUAAAUUGAAUUGCUUUUCUCUAUUUGCUGUUUUGUUUAAUAGUUAUAUUUUUGUGUUUUUGUAGGGCUUUGAUUAUUAGUUUUGUUUUUGUCAGCUGAACUUUGUAUAGAAAGUACAAGUCCAGAACAUUUUCCUGUGUCGCUCUGUUGAGGACCUAGUAAAGAUUUUAAAUGCAAAUUAAUUAAGGUGUUCAAUCUAUGUGUAAUGUGUAAAAUUUUAUGUUAUAAUUUCCUUACGCUUGUAUAUUGCUCCAAUGUGAAGCAUUUUUAUAGCUUAUAAUUUUAGCUGUUAAUUAAUUUUCAGUUGUUGCCAAAUUAAGUAUUUAAGUUUUAAAUUACUGUUUAAACAGAUUAUUAUAACAUGUAGACUUAUUAAUUUAUUUUGUUUACACCAUGGGUCUUUUGCCCCAUACCUUUUUUUUUUAAAUUUACAGUCGUGGCAUGCCUUAAAAAUAACUUUUAUAGGUGCCACCAGGAGAUGUCAUUUGCCAGAUGUCACAAAAAACAUAUGACAGUCUUAGCCUUAAAAGUAAUUUGUAAUGUAUUAAAUACAUUGAUUGCAUGUUGUAACCCAACAAACCUCAGAGAUAAUUGUUUAAUAACAUUUUGAUACCAUUUACACUUUUACAAUAAAAGUAAUAUUGUAUUUAUUUGGAGGCUUGCUGUUUAUUUUUCCUGCUGAUCAACCGUGGGUUUGUCUGUUAAUU